AUGUUUCUACUGAGAUUGAAACAUCUUCCUAUUAAACAAAAGGUCCUUGUGGUUAUGCAGGCUGGCGCUGAUAAUGUGCGUAGGUUGAGAUUGAGUAAAAAAGAGUUUUAUAAGAAUAUGAGGUUAUAA
Molecule: messenger RNA, 129 nt
Organism: Vairimorpha ceranae
Lineage: Eukaryota; Fungi; Microsporidia; Nosematidae
Exons: 1
Coding region: 1-129 (42 amino acids)
Source: RefSeq, a predicted model, not a curated record